Molecule: messenger RNA, 1266 nt
Organism: Anopheles nili
Lineage: Eukaryota; Metazoa; Arthropoda; Insecta; Diptera; Culicidae
Product: zinc finger protein 433-like
Exons: 4
Coding region: 1-1266 (421 amino acids)
Cellular component (GO): nucleus
Molecular function (GO): zinc ion binding
Source: RefSeq, a predicted model, not a curated record
AUGGCGCAACAUCUGCAGGAAAUAUUCACUAUUUGUCGACUUUGCUUGUGCCAGGAGAAGGAAUUACUCAGGCCAGUUAAGCAAAUAGUUGGAUCUUCGCUUUUCACUGACGAUAUCGAACGAUUCACCGGCAUUCAGCUGGACGAUAAUGAAAAUAUGGCAUACGCGUUUUGCUUAGAUUGCAUCAACAGAUUGCAAAAAUCUUCCUUGUUUCGAAACCUGUGCUUAAACAACAAUGAUCGAUUUAAAGAACUCUGUGCGAUGGUAGCUAUAACCACAAAAAAAGCUACCGAGGAAGUUGAAAAUAAUACGGUAGAUUCCAACACUGAUCCAUUAGACUUAGAUUUUGUCAUUCAAGCAGAUAGAAUUAUUGAUAGUAAAAACGUCACUAAUAUUCCAACUGAACCAAAUAUCAACAUUAAAAAUGCAGAUACAUCUUUGUACUCUGCCAAUUAUAUCAAACUAGGAGAAUCCAUACUUUCAGAUAGUGAUGAAUACGUUGAAAGUGAUAAAGCGUUUACGGAUGAAGAUGAGACUUCUUCAGACGGUUAUUGUUACAAUUCUUCUUACUUUGAAAAAUCUGCAACGAGUAAAACACAUCAGGAUGGUCAUCGAGAAGACAUAUCUUAUGAAUCGGUCACCUCGAAUUCAUCGAAACAACUCUGUAACAUAUGUGGUCAAAUGGUUAGCAGUGUAUCAAGACACAUGCAUACUCAUACGAAAAAUGCACAGCAUGCAUGUCCGCAUUGUUCAAUAAAAAUGACGGACAAUUCGAAUUUACUAAGGCACAUAGCUUCUGUCCACUUGAAAACAGUUGUAAAAUCGUGCGAAAUAUGUUACAAAGGAUUCACUCACUAUAAUACCUAUCAUUCUCAUCUGCUUACUCAACAUGGUAUUGGAAGCACAUACGAUUGCAAACUAUGUCCUAGACGAUUUAAUCAUGCUGGCAGUUUAAGAGACCACGUGCGACGAACUCAUAUUAACGAAAGGCAAUACGUAUGUACGACUUGUGGCAAAAAAUUCAAAGUCAAUGCACAAUUGAAAAUUCAUCAACGAGUACACUCUACAGAACAACCAUUUGCCUGCAGCUUAUGUCCUAAGCGGUUUAAAAGUACUAGAUCGAAAAAUAUGCAUGAACUAACUCAUAGUGGUGUUCUAUUUGAGUGUAAUCAUUGCAACAAAUCGUAUCGUUACAAAACUCUUCUUAGUCUUCAUAUAAGAAAAUUUCAUCUAGAACACACAUCAACGGAAAAUGGGGAAGAUUGA